Sapajus apella (tufted capuchin) is the source of this 1349-nucleotide messenger RNA. RefSeq names its product 1-acylglycerol-3-phosphate O-acyltransferase 2 (gene AGPAT2). The record is from RefSeq and is a predicted model, not a curated record. The transcript has 5 exons. Gene Ontology annotation, biological process: phosphatidic acid biosynthetic process. Gene Ontology annotation, cellular component: membrane; endoplasmic reticulum. Lineage: Eukaryota; Metazoa; Chordata; Mammalia; Primates; Cebidae. Gene Ontology annotation, molecular function: 1-acylglycerol-3-phosphate O-acyltransferase activity. The annotation marks the transcript as partial.
GUUCUCGCGGGACCCGUGUUCUCGGGGGGACCCGUGUUCUCGCGGGAGCCGUGUUCUCGGGGGGACCCGUGUUCUCGCGGGAGCCGUCCUCACCGUGGCCUCCCCUGCAGCAUCAUCAGCCGGUGCGUGCGAAGCUUCAAGUACCUGUACGGGCUCCGCUUCGAGGUUCGGGAGCAGCACAGGCUGCGGGAGGCCCGGCCCUGCGUCAUCGUCUCCAACCACCAGAGCAUCCUGGACAUGAUGGGCCUCAUGGAGGUCCUUCCUGAGCGCUGCGUGCAGAUCGCCAAGCGGGAGCUGCUCUUCCUGGGGCCCGUGGGCCUCAUCAUGUAUCUUGGGGGCGUCUUCUUCAUCAACCGCCAGCGCUCCAGCACCGCCAGGACCGUAAUGGCCGAGCUUGGGGAGCGCAUGGUCAGGGAGAACCUCAAAGUGUGGAUCUACCCCGAGGGCACGCGCAAUGACAACGGGGACCUGCUGCCUUUUAAGAAGGGUGCUUUCUACUUGGCAGUCCAGGCGCAGGUACCCAUCGUCCCUGUGGUUUACUCCUCUUUCUCCUCCUUCUACGACACCAAGAAGAAGCUCUUCACCUCAGGAACAGUCACGGUGCAGGUGCUAGAAGCCAUCCCCACCCUCGGCCUCACCGACGCGGACGUCCCUGCGCUGGUGGACACCUGCCACCGGGCCAUGAGGACCACCUUUCUCCACAUCUCCAAGAAACCCCAGGAGAACGGGGCCACCGAGGGGCCCGGUGUGCAGCCGGCCCAGUAGCCCAGACCAUGGCAGGGCAGGACCUGGGGAGGGCAGGCGGGAAGCUGAUGGCUGCAGGAUGGGCCAAGGGGCCCCCCGCCCAGGCUUCCAAACAUCACUGUGGCUGGCCCCCCGGCCCUCGUGGGCUCUGGAAGCGGGAAGCCCCUUUUGUCACUGGCCUCAGACACAGACUCCUGGCGUCCCCUGAGAGGGGUCAGCCAGACCGUCCCCAAGCUCGGAGGGCAGGGUCUCGCCUCCUGGUGCCUCUGGGAUGAUGAGGAUGAGGCCUGAGGCUGUGGCCUGCAGGUGGGCUGAGCCACAGGACCCAGGAUGGCCCAGGAGCAGAGGGGAAGACCCCGAGGUGAAACACCCACUGCCAGGCCCUCUGCUCUGGUGCCUGGGACCCACUUCCAGGGUCCCGCCCACAGCCUGCAUCAGGCUCUCAGGGAGAGGAGGGGCCGGGAGGUUGGGGAGUCUCAGACUCAGACACCCGGGACCACAGGGAAGCAUGAAGCAGGGCCUGCCCUCCUGCCAGCCUGGGGGACUCCGUGGGGCCAGCAUUGUACUCCAUUGCUGUUUUUUUAUAAACAAACUCUUGGAAGUGU